Messenger RNA from Fundulus heteroclitus (mummichog), 2165 nucleotides. RefSeq names its product vestigial-like family member 2b (gene vgll2b). Gene Ontology annotation, biological process: regulation of transcription by RNA polymerase II. Lineage: Eukaryota; Metazoa; Chordata; Actinopteri; Cyprinodontiformes; Fundulidae. The coding region runs from base 228 to 1154 and encodes 308 amino acids. Gene Ontology annotation, cellular component: nucleus. The transcript is spliced from 4 exons. The record is from RefSeq and is a predicted model, not a curated record.
UUAAUAAACCUCUCCGCAUUCUGCAGCCGCGGCUAUUGAGAAGCGCGUCGGGAAGCGGAGGGGGUGCACCCUUCUGGAGUGAAUAUGUCAUAUCUGGAACGGGCUUUACUUCGCGCUGCAUAACCCCAACUGAGCUCUUCCCACUUUCACACACGGACGGGAUGUUGUCGCGCUGUCGGUCGUGAAGGUCGGUUCCAGCAGAACAGCGAGGACGCCGCUCGUUUACCAUGAGCUGUUUGGAUGUUAUGUAUCCAGCCUAUGGACAUUACGCACCGUACGCAUCAACCGCUCCCGCUUUUAUCAAUAGCUUUCAGGCUCCUUCAGGUCUGAGCAGCUCCGCACCCAACAGUCGGGAUUUUAUGGACACUCCCAGCGUUCCUGAAGGGAUGUCUGGGGGCCCAGGCGCUGGAGGAUCAACUUCCUCCUCAUCUUCGUCCAGUUCUUCUUCUUCCUCCUCUUACACACCUGCGGUACCAAGGACGACGGAGGGCCCCAAAGAGAAGCAGGAGGCCCCCGAGGCAGAGUACCUGACGUCGCGCUGUGUGCUCUUCACCUACUACCACGGAGACAUCAGCAGUGUGGUGGAUGAGCACUUCUCCCGGGCGCUGAGCUCCUACAUGGAUGGAGAGGGCAAACGGCGGGGGCCAGAACAACAGGGAACAGAAACGUCGUCUUCUAACAGUCGGCGAAGCUUCCCGCCGUCUUUCUGGGACAGUAACUACUCUUCGCCUCAGAGCCGCCCCCACUGUGAGACCAGCGCGCCCGCUUAUUCCAUGGACCCGUACGCGUCAGCGCUCCAUCCAGGUCUGCCACAUCCACAUGCUCAUCCGCACCCACACGCCCACACUCGCCCCCACGCUCACCCACCCGAGGGCUGGGGAUACCCUCAGGCCCAGCCCUACGGACCCCCUCGACCUCUUCACGAACUGUAUUCACCGUCAGCUUUGGAGCCUCACUACGGGGGCCUGCUCGUGCCCACCGUGAGACCGCCUCAUCUUCCUACCUUGUCAAGCCACUAUGAAGUGGGCAAGCUGGAGCCCACCGCCUCCUGGCCAGGCCUGCUGCCCCCUGGAGACGUCAGUCAGACCUUGGCUCUCAACAUGGAUGCAGGUCUCCAGCAGCACAAGAAAGGCAAGGAGCUCUACUGGUUCUAACGAGCCCUUCAGUCACACUGACCUGCCAUUACCAGACCCAAUUAGUCCCUGGACCCGCUCCGCUUUUCAAGCAUUGUGUCCUUUUACCCUCCCCGCUCCAAACCGACCCUCCCCACUCGCUCUCACACCACGUCCCCGUCCGCCCACCCCCUCCUUUCUGCCUUCAGCCUCCCCUGCCAGUACACGGCCUCGCUCCAAGUCGACGUGUGUGCACCAUGGAGAUAAAGAGAGAGGCCCGGCGUCUGAACUGGCUGCGAUGUGCACCGCCGCUGCUCGCUCUCUCCUGCGGUCUGAAUCCAGUGGCGCUGGCAGGAUGAGAGCCACGGCGACCCGUUUGGAUCGGGAAGCGCAGGAUCACGGCAGACUUUUGCAGGGGACAGAGAAAAAAAAAAGAGAGGGAAGAACAGAGGGGGAACAGGGAUGAAUCGCAGCGAGCGGGGAUUUCUUCCAGCCUCUCUGGUUAUCUCUGUCUCGCGCUCUGUGUUGCUACAGUCAUUGUUAUUAUCCACUUAUCUGCAUUUCACAAAUGCAACGCGCAGCAAUAUCCAAGAGCAGAAUUCACGGAGGUUAGCGCUUUGUGACAGUCAUCACAAGGCGUUUUUUUUUUUAAACAUUUUUAAAAUAAAGUGUUAUAUUUAUCGGUAUUAAUGUGUAUUUCUAACAUGAUUGGUUGGCCAGUGUUCUGAGAUUCAUGCGGUUUAGUUGAUCAUGUUUCUCAAAGUGGACAUUUAUAGAUCAGCCAGUGCAAUGUGGUUUUGGUGUAGUUUCUCAAGGAUAUUGUUUUAAAAUGCCGUCAGAUCGUAUUUAUCCAUGAAAACUCUCAGAGAAGGUUGUAUUUUUAAUAUGAAGAUGUUCCAUUUUGGUUCAAAAUAUCUUUUUUUUUUUUUUGUUCGUGGUGGUUUUGAACUUGGACUUCCUGAAUAUUUUUUGGAUUUUUUUUUUCGUGUGUGAAUUACUUCUCAUUUUUGUGUCCAAGAAGAUUUUGAUGUCAAUAAAUAUUUUUAUGGUUAA